AACACACACACAAUCAUCUGUAUUCUUCCUUCUCAUACUCUUCUUGCUUCCCAUUAUUCACUAUUCUCAUGGCUCUUCCUUCUCAUACUCAAUCAUCCAUCUCUUCCUCCUCUUCCUUCUCCUAUGGAUUCACUCAUGACGUUUUCCUAAGUUUUAGAGGUAGUGACACACGCUACAGUUUUAUUGGAAAUCUCCACAAAGAUCUUUGUAGGAAGGGAAUUCGCACCUUCAUUGAUGACAGAGAGCUUAAAGGAGGUGACGAAAUAACACCAUCACUUUUCAAGCACAUUGAAGAGACUAGGAUUUUCAUUCCUGUCUUAUCUACCAAUUAUGCUUCUUCUUCAUUUUGCUUGGACGAACUUGUCCACAUCAUUCACUGCUUCAAGGAAAGUAGCCGUCUAGUUUUGCCGAUUUUUUAUGAUGUGGAACCUUCUCAUGUGCGACAUCAACAUGGAAGUUAUGCUAAAGCACUGGAUGAUCAUAUAGAGAAGUUCCAAAAUAACAAGAAUAACAUGGAGAGGUUGCAGAAAUGGAAGAGUGCUCUUACUCAAACUGCUAACUUCUCUGGCCACCAUUUCAAUCCUAGGAAUGGAUAUGAAUAUGAGUUUAUUGAGAAGAUAGUCAAAUACGUAUCCAGCAAGAUCAAUCGUGUUCCUUUAUAUGUUGCCGAUUACCCCGUUGGUCUCCAGUCUAGGGUCCUAAAAGUAAAUUCAUUUCUGGAUCUCAGAUCUAAUGGUGAAGUUCAGAUGCUAGGGAUCUAUGGGACUGGAGGGAUGGGAAAGACAACACUUGCCAGAGCAGUUUAUAAUUCCAUAGCCGAUCAAUUUGAUGGUUUGUGUUUUCUUCACAAUGUAAGGGAAAAUUCAGCUAAAUAUGGUUUAGAGCAUCUACAGGAAAAGCUCCUUUCCAAAUUAGUUGAAUUGGACGUUAAGUUAGGAGAUGUCAACGAGGGAAUUCCAAUCAUAAAGCAAAGGCUUCACCGAAAGAAGGUUUUGUUGAUUCUAGAUGAUGUUCAUGAACUGAAGCAAUUGCAAGUUUUGGCUGGACGACUUGAUUGGUUUGGUCUUGGAAGUAAAGUGAUCAUUACCACUCAAGAAAAAAAAUUGCUAGAUGGUCAUGGGAUUGAAAGAGCAUAUGAAAUACAUAAGUUAAAUGACAAAGAAGCUCUUGAAUUGUUGAGAUGGAAUGCUUUCAAAAAUAACAAAGUCGAUACAAAUUUUGACGACAUUUUACACCAGGCUGUAACUUAUGCUUCUGGCCUUCCAUUGGCUUUAGAAGUAGUGGGUUCCAACUUGUUUGGAAAGAAUAUAAGAGAAUGGAAAUCUGCAUUAAGUCAGUAUGAAAGGAGACCCAUUAGAAAGAUCCAAGAGAUACUUAAAGUAAGCUUUGAUGCUUUGGAGGAAGAUGAGAAAAAUGUUUUUCUUGACAUCGCUUGCUGCUUCAAAGGAUAUGAAUUGAAAGAACUUGAAAAUAUACUUCAUGCUCAUUAUGGUAACUGCAUGAAUUAUCAAAUCAGAGUGUUGCAUGACAAAUCUCUCAUAAAGAUCUACUGGUACCUGGGGAAUUAUGUUGUGACAUUACAUGCCUUGAUAGAGAAAAUGGGUAAAGAAAUUGUGCAUGAAAAAUCUCCAAAAGAGCCAGGAAGACGUAGUAGGUUGUGGUUCCAUAAAGACAUAAUUCAUGUCUUAGAAGAAAAUAAGGGAUCAAGUCAAAUUGAAAUUAUAUAUUUGGAAUUCCCGUUAUCUGAGGAAGAGGUGAUAGAAUGGAAGGGAGAUGAGCUCAAGAAGAUGCAAAACCUCAAAACACUUAUUGUUAAGAAUGGUAGCUUUUCCAAAGGUCCUAAAUAUCUUCCUAACAGUUUGAGAGUAUUGGAAUGGCCUAAAUAUCCUUCACGGAUCAUACCAUCUGAUUUUUGCCCAAAGAAACUUUCUAUAUGCAAGCUACAGCAAAGUGACUUUAUUUCAUUUGGGUUGCAUGGCACAAUGAAGAGGUUUGUGAAUAUGAAAGAGUUAAAUCUAGACAAUUGUCAAUUUUUAACACGGAUACAUGACGUCUCCAACCUCCCAAAUUUAGAAAUAUUUUCAUUUCGAAGUUGUGAAAAUUUAAUUGAGAUUCACAAAUCUGUUGGGUUCCUAAAUAAACUUCAAGUCUUGGAUGCUAGAGGUUGCAGCAAGCUUAUGAGUUUCCCACCACUGAAGACAACCUCUCUUCAAGAACUGAUGCUUUCAUAUUGUGAGAGUCUCAAGACUUUUCCAGAAAUAUUAGGAGAGGUGAAGAAUAUAAUUUAUAUUACAUUGACAAACACUUCCAUUGAAAAAUUGCCAGUUUCAUUUCAAAAUCUCACUGGGCUUAUUCUCUUAGACAUAGAAGGAAAAGGAAUGCUUAGAUUACCUAGUAGCAUUUUUAGGAUGCCAAAUUUGUCAGACAUUAUUGCUAACGGGUGCAUAUUGUCCAAACUGGAUGAUAAAUUUAGUUCCAUGGUGUUUACAUGCCCAAAAUAUAUCAAACUGAAAAAAUGCAACUUGUCAGAUGAUUUUCUUCCAAUACUUGUCAUGUGGUCUGCUAAUGUGAAAAUAUUAGACCUAUCAGGAAAUAAUUUCACAAUUCUUCCAGAAUGCAUCAAAGAUUUUCAGUUUUUAUAUGCUCUUAUAUUGGAUGAUUGCAAGUGCCUUAGAGAAAUUAGAGGGAUGCCGCCAAAUUUAGCAUACUUGUCUGCAAUAGGCUGCAAAUCCUUGACUUCCUCGGCCAGAAACAUGCUAUUGAAUCAGGAACUGCAUGAGGCUGGAGGAACCAGGUUUUGUUUGCCAGGAUUUGCAAGGAUUCCAGAGUGGUUUGAUCACCAAAACAUGGGACAUACAAUUUCUUUUUGGUUUCGUAACAACCUCCCUUCCAUUGCUCUCUGUUUUUCUAAUAAAUUAGUUGCUAAAGCCAUUAUGUAUGAGAUAAUACCCACUUUAAUCAUCAAUGGCAAUAAUUGUUGUAUUCCAGUUCUGAGGAAUCAGGUUGGUGGAAUGAUGCAUCAUGAUACAUGUUUGUAUGAUAUGCAGCUGGAAUCUUUUUUAGACAUGGACAAUGAAUAUUUUUUAGAAAAUGACUGGAAUCAUGCAGAGAUUAUAUGUGAACAUCAGUUAGUGGAACCAAUAACAGAAAUUGGAAUCCAUUUUUUCAAACAGAAAAAUAACAUGGAUGAUAUUCAAUUCACCAAUCCUUAUGAAAAGAUAAAAUCAAAUGAUAAUGAUGUCGUUGUUGAUGAUGAUGAUGAUGUUUUUAUUGAUGCUGAUGAUAUUCUUCAUGAUGAUGAUGAUGAUGAUGUCUUUUAUGAUGUUGAAAAUGUUCUUGAUGAUGAUGAUGUUCUUGAUGAUGAAGACGACCACCAUUCACAGUAGUACAGGCCAACCACAAGACCACCCAUUCGCUGGUGCAAACAUUGAAACAUUUUGUCCUGAUAUUCGUUGAAAAAAUUAUCUCUGCUGUAUAAUAAUUUGUUUUGGAUCUGGUAUUCAUCUUGUUAAUCAUAUGUACAUUUAUGAUGUUGCAUGAUGUGAUACUUAUGAAUUAUUGUUUUCAUUACAUGCAUUACUAUCUCUUGAUGAUUGAGUCAAAAAAAUGUUGUCAUAUUAUA
This is a messenger RNA of Medicago truncatula (barrel medic), 3622 nucleotides long. Its product is annotated as TMV resistance protein N. The transcript is spliced from 5 exons. Gene Ontology annotation, biological process: defense response; signal transduction. Gene Ontology annotation, molecular function: ADP binding; ATP hydrolysis activity. The coding region runs from base 69 to 3386 and encodes 1105 amino acids. NCBI's taxonomy places the organism in Eukaryota, Viridiplantae, Streptophyta, Magnoliopsida, Fabales, Fabaceae. The record is from RefSeq and is a predicted model, not a curated record.